AUGGAAAAAGUGCCUAGCAAGGAUAUUGAGAGAAUGAUGGCAUUCAUCAAUCAUGAGGCAGACGAGAAGAUAAAGGAGAUGAAAAUAAAGGCAAUACAGGAAUAUAAUGCAGAGAAGGCAAGAAUUAUUAAAGAGGAGACGAUGAAAGAAGAGAAUGAAUUUAUGAUGAAGCAAAGAGAAAUAGAAAACAAAAGAGUGAUGACAGAAAGCUCACUAGAAAACGUGUACAGACAGAAAUACCUACAAGAGAAGGUAAGGAUUCUGGAUAAUAUAUACAAAAUUGUUUUGAAGGUGUGCUCGGCGGAGCCUCUGAACGAGCUGCUUAUUGAUGAGUGUAUGAAGAAAAUGGAAGAUGAUUUUAUUGUGUACUGUAGCAAGAAGGAUGUGGAGGUUGUGAAGAAGCAUUGCAGGGACGCAGAAAUACGAGAGAUGGUUUCUGCUGGGAUAGGUGGUAUAAUUCUUUGCUCGAAGGACUACAAGUCGAUUGUUGAUAAUAGCUUUGCAUCGAGGCUGGAAACAAUCAAGAGCAUGUUUGAAGCGGAGAUAAAUAAAGCCAUUUUCAGGUAA
Messenger RNA from Ordospora pajunii, 567 nucleotides. Its product is annotated as putative ATP synthase. Bases 1 to 567 code for a protein of 188 amino acids. Gene Ontology annotation, cellular component: proton-transporting two-sector ATPase complex, catalytic domain. The transcript has a single exon. Gene Ontology annotation, molecular function: proton-transporting ATPase activity, rotational mechanism. Gene Ontology annotation, biological process: proton transmembrane transport. The record is from RefSeq and is a predicted model, not a curated record. NCBI's taxonomy places the organism in Eukaryota, Fungi, Microsporidia, Ordosporidae.